Messenger RNA from Baudoinia panamericana UAMH 10762, 991 nucleotides. RefSeq lists its product as uncharacterized. The transcript is spliced from 2 exons. The record is from RefSeq and is a predicted model, not a curated record. Bases 73 to 918 code for a protein of 281 amino acids. Lineage: Eukaryota; Fungi; Ascomycota; Dothideomycetes; Mycosphaerellales; Teratosphaeriaceae.
AGCCGUAGGGUCAAGUCUGGCGAGACGAGGCUGGGUAGGCCAGAGCUUGGAAGCUUGCUACCUCCUCCCAGCAUGCAGGCUUGUACGGCAGGUUUAACCCGGGCUCACUGCUAUCUCCUCUCGCUCUGCAUGCGCAUCUCAUCACUGCUGCGCGACCACUUAGUCUGCGUUCUCGGAGACCACACUUUACUGAACAGCUUACAGCGCAUCCUGCACCUUCACCUUCCAUCUCAUCUCCAGCCACCCCACAUUAUGGCCCGCGCAGCUGCAGUGCGACGACGAGCUUUGCUGAGUCUGAUCGCAUUGCCAGCAGCACUGAGGAUUGUCAGCGCGCAGACAGUCUACUACUUCUCUGGCGCAGUUUCGGUCAUCUCGCAGCAGACCGGCUCGCCUGCAGUUCCGGCUGUGUGUCCAGCAGGCUACCCUAUACAAUGCAACAACAUCAACCCAAACUACUGCUGCCCCUCAAACAACGUCUGCUCAAACAACAACAACUACGUCGCCUGCUGUCCGAACGGCGUCCAAUGCUCCGGCGCAAUAGGCGGCGCGAACGGCUACGCACCGCUCUCCACAACACAAUACUACACCACAUACGUGCAGCCGACGACAGUCUACACCCAGCCCCAAGCGACAACAGUCUAUGGUGCUGGUGUGGUGACAGUGCAACAAGCGACGACGGUGUAUCCGGCGGUUACGACGCCGCAGACGACGACUCAGAUAUACUAUGGGCAGUACUGCGCGACGUAUACCGAGGUUGGGGUCAAUGUGCCGACGACGGCGAGAGGGGAUUGCGGAACUGUGUUGAUCGUGGCGCCGUCGGAGGGAGCUCGGAGUGCCGUGAGCUGGUUAGGGAUGGGUGUGUUUGUUGUUCUGCUGCACAUGUUUGGUGCUUUGGUUCUGCCGCGAAGAUUGUUAUGAUACCCAUUUACUUUUGAUGAGUUACGAUGUAUAUACGCACAACGAACCUCGUGGGCUCCCUACAUUCGAAUCG